AGCUGUCGUUUGUACAUAAAACAAAAAUAUAUUUUUCUACACAAUUACUGUCAAUAAAAAUGCAAGAGGACGAAUGCCAGCAAGUCAUAGACCGCAAUUUGCCGCAGUUGGUAAGAUUGCUGCUAGAUUUGCCCAUCGAUGACAAGGAAAACAGCAAUGGGCAAGAGGAUAAGGUGGACUCUGCCACCAUCGACAAAUGCCUUUCUUAUGCCAGACGUCACAUAGCGGAUCCUGAUGUUGUGGAGUGCCAUCCGGAGUCGGUGUGGGUCACCAUGAACCACUUUCUGGAGCGCUAUCACAGCGAACAUAUCUCAGAAUUCGGGGAUACAUUUAAUCAGCUGGCCAAUGUGGUACUGAAUCAUCCGAUCUGUAUAAACCACAAGCAGCAGAACCUCCACUGGCGACUCCUAGACUUUGUGCUCUCUGUGAACUACAAGGCCUUUCACUCAGUUCGUCGCAACUACGUAGAGAUGGACCAGAAGCGAAAGAACAUCCUGGAUGCUCUCACCUUGGCCACCGAAAGUUCGCAGGUUCUUCUCAAAGAUACAGAAAAGGUCGAUUUCGAUACCAAAUCUAUAGAUGAUGCAUCGAAACCAGUAGCUGAAGAUCAGCUUAUCCACAAGAAAAAGCACAAGCACAAGAGUCCCAAGGAUCCUAAGAGUCCGAGGACAAUGGUUACUUCAGAUCACGUCCAGCGCCUCUGUGAUGAAAUUAGGGAACUAAGUUCCCCGGUAAAUAUUCCCUUGGAAACGGUGCGUCCACAGAUACCAAAGAGACAACCAGAAACACUGGACACCUUGGACCACAGUUACUCUGUGGAACCCAGUCUAAGCAAAGUGAAAGUAAAGGAAAAGUUCGCCAUAAAAGAGGCCAAGAUGGAGCUGGAAUUGAAUCUCAUACAUAAUGAACCCUCCGCAGAGAAACCGGAAUUAGUUGAAUUUUUUAAGAACGAAAGUGACAUGCUCUACCGUGUUCAGACGAACUCGUGGCAUGUGGAUGUUAGUGUGCACAAUCAGCCGCGAAUUCUGGUCAGUAUUUUCAACCAAGGAUAUGCUGACUUUUUGAUUUUUCAACUUCGGGAAUUGCAAGCCUCGAUACGAAAGGUGAGCGAGGAGCACCUGCUCUUAAGCGAACUGAUUGUCCUGUUCUUUGCAUCCGUGAAUAGUAAAAACUUCACAAUAUUAAAUGAGAGUUGGGAGUUACGAACUGCAUUUAAACAUUUACAAGAAGGUUCUCACCUGGGCGAGAUCAUUAAAUCGCUAAAACAAAUGCGUUAUCUAAGAAAAUUUAUUGAGACGCAGGCGGUGAAGCAAAUAUUGAGUAAUAAUGUGAAUAAUGAACGCUUGGAGACCCUUACUUGUUUCAGUGUAGCACUGCGGCAACUUCUUCGACCUGUGUUGGAGUUUCUGGUUCAUUUCGAGAGGCGUUUAACAAAGGGUAUUGAAACUGCCACCCUGCAGCACUUUAUAGAGACAUCAAGAGGUCAUUUGGAAAGGAUUAAAUGGCUUUAUGAGCUCUCCCAGAAUAAUAAAGAAGGACUACCUUUCAUGCGAAGUCUAAAAACUUUGAAUACCCUUUUAACCAGAAGUUUUAAGAAUGGUAAACCCAAGUUGCUACGAUCCUUGAGCGCAUCCUUGCUUCUGCACUCCUUGCAGGCCUAUUGUCAGUUUCUGGAUAGCUGGUGGUCAACGGGAGACUUCACAGACUUUCGCGAAGAGUUUCCCUUCCAAAGGAUUUUGAUCAAGGAACGAACAGAGUAUGUUUUAAGAAAUUCAUUGAUCCAAACAGAAGAACUCCUUAAAUGGGAAUUCUUCCAUAUUAUUCAGAGUCACAUCCUAGACUCUAGUGAAGCAGUGUCUUUUCUUUACGAUUCCCGAACUUUAGGUGACUUCAAUUCUCUGCAUGGCAUCGUGCAAGAGAAACCUUUACACAGUUUAUUGAUAGAUGAGGUAUUAAAGGAACUGGCGCCUUAUCAAAUUAAAACAAUAGAGGACAGAAACUUUGUUCCAGACAUCCUGCAGCAGUUGCAGUCCACUGAUCACGAUGCAAUUCGUCGGCUGUUUUACUCCUUUCACAUGGCAACUCGACCAGAUCCGCGAAAGCCAAUCAAUCAUUCGAUUGAGGAGUUACUGAGGAACUUCCUCGUCUGCACUAACUACACUCCCGUAUCAGAAAUCAUUACCCAGGAAUUUAAAAGGUUAUUGCAUAGAAGGACUCUAUUGGCCAACUCUUAUAUCUCUGGACUGAAAAAAGAGUUUCAAUUGGACAAAGUAGUAAAACACGUACGAUCGGUGUUUCUACUCUGGAACUAUGAACACUUUCGAAGUGAGUUUGAGUUGCUCUUUGAGUUCCUCGGCAGGAAUCAGUUGAUAGAGGCCACUACUAAAUUAAAGCAAAUCGUGGUAUCCCAAGAUCCCAGUUUGUGUCAUAUGUUUUUGGUUUACUGGACCGAAGCCCAUCCUGAAUUUAUCUGUCUGAAGUUGAGGAAUGAUGUCCUACUGAAGCGUGUGAUCAGCCAAAACCAAAUAGAGACGAUGAAUUCCUGCUUUCGACUUAUUUUAAAUGUGAACUACUCGCUCUAUCGGUUAAAUCAUUUGCCCCCCUUCGAUUACUCCAAACAUGAGCGAUUGUUUAAGGCUCUGAGAUCAAUACAGAUUUCCUUAAUCUCCAACCUCGAGGAGCAGCUAUCGCAUCCUUGUAAACUUCUUCGGUUAAUGCAGGACCUCGAUUCCUAUAACGCUGAAUUGAAUGAAUCCACUUCCUUGAGUGAAUUUAGACGUAAUCAGGAACUAUUUGUGCUGCACAUGGAAAAGUAUUUGCGGGAGGAGCAAUUCGCUUGCAAAUUGCCCGAGAUCCUUAAACUGAGCAGAGUUUUUUGCCAUCGAUGGGAAAAAACCAGAGUCCUCAUAGACGAAUAUCGCAGCCUGAAGGCCACAAAUGAAUUUGAAGGGAAGUACGAAUUGUUGAGUUUUAACUACCUGCUGGGAACACUCAGGAAAUGCAAGGCGAUUGGCUGUUUGUUAGGCCAUUUUUAAUUUUGUGUGUUUAUUGCAUUUCAGUCUUUUUGCUUUUGUUUAAUGAAAUCUAGGUAUUUGUGUUUUUCUAAAUUUUUUAGUUUGCAAUAAAG
Molecule: messenger RNA, 3127 nt
Organism: Drosophila santomea
Lineage: Eukaryota; Metazoa; Arthropoda; Insecta; Diptera; Drosophilidae
Gene: t-Grip128
Exons: 1
Coding region: 60-3035 (991 amino acids)
Source: RefSeq, a predicted model, not a curated record